This is a messenger RNA of Lathyrus sativus (Indian pea), 468 nucleotides long. The record is from the annotation of a GenBank genome assembly. NCBI's taxonomy places the organism in Eukaryota, Viridiplantae, Streptophyta, Magnoliopsida, Fabales, Fabaceae.
AUGGCUCCUACAAAGGUGGACAAACCAAAAAAGGCUGAUCCCAAAGCUCAGGCCUUGAAGACAGCCAAGGCUGUGAAGUCAGGUGGCCAAGUGAUUAAGAAGAAAGCAAAGAAGAUCAGAACAACUGUCACAUUUCACCGGCCAAAGACACUAUCAAAGGAAAGGAACCCCAAGUAUCCUCGCAUUAGUGCAACACCAAGAAACAAGUUGGACCACUAUCAAAUACUUAAGUUUCCUCUAACUACUGAGUCUGCAAUGAAGAAAAUUGAAGAUAACAAUACACUUGUUUUUAUUGUUGACCUCCGUGCUGACAAAAAGAAAAUUAAAGAUGCUGUGAAGAAAAUGUAUGACAUUCAGGCCAAGAAAGUGAACACUUUGAUCAGGCCUGAUGGUACGAAGAAAGCCUAUGUUCGGUUGACUCCAGAUUAUGAUGCACUGGAUGUUGCCAACAAAAUCGGUAUCAUUUAA